AUGGAUGCAGGCAAGAAAAACACGACUCUAAGAGAAGGAUUCCUGGUGAAAAGGGGACAUCUUGUACACAACUGGAAGCCGCGCUGGUUCGUGUUGAUGCCAGACAAGCUGCUGUAUUACAAGUAUGAUGGAGGCAAAAGAGACUCGUGUCAGCGAGGGAAAGUCCUCCUGAAGGACUGUGAGAUAACUUGUCCUUUUCUUGAGUAUGAAAAUCGACCGCUGGUGUUUAAGCUCCAGACUAAGAACGGGGCGGAUCAUUUCUUGGAGGCUUGUUCCCGGGACGAGAGAGAUGACUGGGCGGGUGACAUCACCGCUGCGGUCGACAAGCUGCGGGCGCCUGAAGGUGUGAAGGUGGCAAACCAGCAAGAAGCUGCAGGAUCCCAACUGCGUGACAUCAAUCUGAGCAAAGUGUUGGACUCCAUGUACGACGUCCACAGCGGGAUCAAGAUGAGCAGCCAUGUGGAGCAUGGCAGCACUUACAGCAACUGUUUCUCAGGUUCAGCGGUGGUGGACUGGAUGGUGUUCAUGCAGCUGGUUCUGACCCGGACGGAGGCCAUGACGCUGGCCUCCGUCCUGCAGGAGGAGGGCUUCCUGCGGACCGUCGGCCUGAAGAGUGUGGAGGCUCUCCGCACCGCCGGCCCCAGCGAGCAGUUCAUGGACGACUCCACCGCCCUGUACAGCUUUUCGGACAGCUUGAAGAAGAGAGGCAGCGUGAAGGCCGAGACGUCGCUGUCUGCAGUGGAGCUCAGUGGGAAAGUGAUCAAGAGAGGAUAUCUGCUCAAACAGGGACACCGGAGGAAGAACUGGAAGGUGCGACUGUUUGUGCUGCGCUCUGAGCCGGCUUACCUUCACUACUAUGAUCCCACCCGGGAUGACAUCAGCCCCGCCGGCGGCUUCCCGCUGCGAGCCUGUCUCGUGUCCUCUCUGGGCGAUAACGGAGUUCCCUCAGGUGUGAAAGGAAACAUUCAGGGGAACUUGUUUAAGAUCAUCACUCAGUCAGACACACAUUACUUCAUCCAGGCGCCGACGCAGCAGCAGAAGAUGGACUGGAUCGAUGCCAUCAGGCAGCAGACAUAGAGCAGACAAACGUCACUUUGUACUACUUUAGGUCAUUUAUGCAGCUAUGAAGAAGAAAGAUUUACACAUUCCAUGAAUGUAUCCUGUAGCAACAACUGGGAACAUGCAAUUUAACUGAAAGUGUCACAAAACAUUUCUCUCUAAAACGCUUUCAGUUUGAUUAUUCUGUAGUUUUGUGCAAAGAGGAUUUUAAAAGCCCAACAGUCGUAGCAAUGGCUUUGUUAUAAUUCAGG
Molecule: messenger RNA, 1310 nt
Organism: Cottoperca gobio
Lineage: Eukaryota; Metazoa; Chordata; Actinopteri; Perciformes; Bovichtidae
Gene: plek2
Product: pleckstrin 2
Exons: 9
Coding region: 1-1077 (358 amino acids)
Biological process (GO): actin cytoskeleton organization; intracellular signal transduction
Cellular component (GO): plasma membrane
Source: RefSeq, a predicted model, not a curated record